AUGAUUUAUGAUGAAAAAUCUCUAUAUGUCAAUUUAAGACAUCUAAAGAGACUUUUAGAUUUAAUGACAAGAGCUGAAUGUCCAAGGAAAAAUGGAGGAUUUAGUGAUGAAAAUGAAGCGAUUGAAUUGGUACAAGCUCCCGGUUUAGUACCAUCAGAAACCCGGAUAAGCUGUACCUACAUGUAUAAUGGUAAAUCAGAAGUGGAUCAAUUUUUCAGUGAUGAUAUGAUAAUUGUGCUCGACGAAAUUAUUCGACGAUUGAAACGUGAAGUGCGAGUUAAUUUAAUAGUUAAAACGAUAAAUUGUGCGGAUGAAGAUCAACCGAAAUGUUUGCAAUAUUUGCUGGAAGAAUCAUUCCAUUGGCUAAUUGUCAAUGAUCCGAAAGAGGGAGACAUAGUAUAUGAAAUUAACACGAAGCUUAACCGUAAGAAAGCAGUUAUUGAAGCAUCACUUCUAAAUAUACUCUCACAACAUAGUGUACAUGAUCUAACGAUAUACUGUAGUAAAGAAGCAGAUAAAGAAGUUGGUUUUGUACGGCGAUUAUCGGAUGAGGAGCUAGUGGCGAAGCAGCGUAAAUCAAAAGUAAUGAAAUUUAAAAAUACAAUUGUACGCUCUCCAUUAGAACUUAAUCUUAUCGAACCAUUGCUAUUAGAACGACGAUCCUUUGAAAAACCAUUGCAUUGGCAUCAAUUACAACAUAUGAAUGAAAGCACAUUAUAUGAUAGUAUAAGUAGCGAUCAGCUAACAUUUAUCCUAUUUUGGAAUAUCGAAAAUAUCAUAAGUAAGCAUACAUUCUAUUUAUGGGCAGAAGCUUCAAAAUCAUUAGUUUCACGUCAUCCAACAGUACAGUUCAGUGCAUUAGCAUGUCAUGAAUUUGAUGAUUUAUGUGAUGAUUAUAUUACAAAACCGAAUGAUUAUCAUACUGUAUUUGCAUAUAGAAGGAAUAAUAUUUUUGGAAAGACUAAAGAAUUGCGUGAUGCGAUGUAUUACAUUGAUUGGGUUCAACUUUUGAUUUUAUCACCAGCACAAGAAAUUCAUUCGGAUGAUGAAUUGAAGCAAAUUAAAAUGGGUAAAUUGGAAUCAUUCGAUGGAAUCAGACCUGCAAUAACAAUUGGCAUUUUUGAUGAUCGUAACGGUAAUGAAGCAAACACUUUUAUGAAAAUGGCUGAAAAUUUGAAAGGAAGAUAUCAUUUCAUGUAUUUAAUUAAGCAAAGUCAUCCUAAUACUGUUUACACUGUUCGAGUAUUGGAAAAACGAAAACGAAUUGAUUUCACAGGAAUUUAUGAAAUUCAAGAAUUGAUCAAUUUUGUUAUACGUUCAUCUUUGCCAUCUGUAAUAGAUAUAAGUAAUGGGUUUACAUCGGAUAUUUUAACUCAUCAAAUGCAACCAAUAAUUUUAUUUAUUGAUGAUGGAAACGAAGAUGAAAAGUUAAAAUUUGCGGAAUUAUGCUCAAAAUCAUCGUAUAUAAUUUGUACAAUUAUAAUUAACAGGUAA
This is a messenger RNA of Cercopithifilaria johnstoni, 1494 nucleotides long. The record is from the annotation of a GenBank genome assembly. NCBI's taxonomy places the organism in Eukaryota, Metazoa, Nematoda, Chromadorea, Rhabditida, Onchocercidae.